Molecule: messenger RNA, 234 nt
Organism: Haemonchus placei
Lineage: Eukaryota; Metazoa; Nematoda; Chromadorea; Rhabditida; Trichostrongylidae
Source: the annotation of a GenBank genome assembly
AUGUUCCAAACGAUCCUUAUCAUCACUCUGAUGCUAUUAGUGGACGAUAUACAUGGCGAUGAAUUGCCAACGUUGCCAUCUGAAAUGAGCGAAUCGUCAGCACAAGCAGCUCGUCCACGACGACUGACUGCCACCAGCCCGCUUCCGUUUGUACGACAAAUCGGAAAGCCAUUACUACGUGCGAAACGAGUGAUUACACCGAUACCAGAAGGAGUUGUGAGAUCCAUCGUCUAA